AAGUGUGGACCAUAAUGAGGCUCUCGUCACUUGGACCUUUUAUUCCAGCAAUGAGGAAUUACCAUCUUCCGACAAUGUUUUUAUAACGUAUCUACAGAUAAUCGUUCAAAAAGCAGUAGCCUACAGCCUAGCUGUAAGCAUAUUCAAACCAGGGAGCCAAAUGAACGGCUCUUUCACACAUGCGAUUUGGUUCCCGACGCUCACCAAAAAGAUCCGUUCGAAACGAGUCGUUAAUUCGCGAACGACCAAUCACUAGCUCAUACUAGAAAGCAGAGGACACAUUAGAAAGGCUCGCACUGGGAGGAUGCGAGGAGCUACCAGCCACUGUUACCGCUGACACACACAUACGAACCGCCAGCGAGAGGACCACUGACCCAGCACGCAGGGCGCAGCCUCUAUGCUGGGCAAAAGAGUGGCCGUGGGUGGUGUGUGUGGGGAUUUCUAAAUGAUUUCUUAUACGCUCUUUCUCUAACACCAUGGUGCUGGGCAAGGUGAAGACUUUAGCCGUCUGCUUCGACUAUCUCAACGACAACAAUGUUCCCGUUUACUCCGGUGGUGAUUCGGUAUCCGGGAGGGUGAUCAUCGAAGUCGCAGGCGAGGUUCGCGUCAAAACGCUGAACAUAACCGCCAGAGGAGUAGCCAAGGUGCGGUGGACAGAGUCCCGCAACGCUGGGGCCAACACUGCCUACACUCAGAAUUACACCGAGGAGGUGGAAUACUUAAACCAUAGCGACACGUUAAUAGGAGAGGAGAGAGAUGAAGACAGUCCAGAGGAGGCCCUGACUGUUCUCAACACAGGAUUACACGAGUUCGCGUUCAGCUUCCUGCUACCACAGAUGCCCCUGGCCACGUCGUUUGAAGGGAAGCAUGGUAGUGUGAGGUACUGGGUGAGAGCAGAGCUCUACAGACCAUGGCUGCUGCCUGUCAGAGUCAAGAAAGAGUUCACUGUCUUUGAACACAUUGACAUCAACACACCACUGCUACUGGCCCCUCAAGCUGGCACUAAGGACAAGACCCUGUGUUGCUGGUUCUGUGCCUCAGGACCCAUCUCACUCAGCGCCAAGAUAGAGAGGAAAGGAUACACACCAGGUGAGUCCCUCCAGAUCUUUGCGGAGGUGGAGAACUGUUCGUCCAGGGUGGUGGUGCCCAAGGCAGCGCUGUGCCAGACCCAGACCUACUUCGCUAAGGGCAAGGCUCGACAGCUCCAACAGCAGGUGGCGGCCCUGCGUGGGGACACCCUGUCCCAGGGGAAGAGCCAGAGCUGGGAUGGAAAACUGCUCCACAUACCCCCGGUCUCCCCAUCCAUCCUGGACUGUCCACUCAUUAGAGUGGAGUACUCACUGAUGGUGUAUGUGGACAUCCCUGGGGGGUUGAACCUGUCUCUGUCGUUGCCGUUGGUGAUAGGGACCAUCCCUCUCCACGCAUUCACCAGUCGAACCAGCAGCAUCAGCAGCUACUGUUGUACCGUCAGCUGGCCAGAGAGACCUGAGGCUCCCCCCAGCUACAGUGACCUGGCGGUGACAGAUGAGCAGAGGCGAGGCUGUUUGGAGCGCUGUGAGGGGUCAGAGGUCAACCAAGAGGGCCAGGGAACGCUGCAAGCUUACAUCACAGAGUUCAGAUUCCAGCCCCCACCUCUUUACUCAGAGGUUGACCCUAACCCAGAGCCGAGCUGUGGAGGUCAGGAGACCCGACCCCUGACCCUCUCGCUGAGGACAACACUGACCUGCUCAGAGCAAACAGGCAACUACACAUACAGGUGAAUCCAACAUGGCCACCAUUAUAGCCCCCUACUGGAGCCAGUCACCUACAGAUGGAUCCAACAUGGCCACUGCUACAGACCCCUGAAGUGGGACCAACAUGGCCGUCUCAUCCUUAGUUUCCUCAGGAUGGGGUCCAUUGAUGUUAACAGACACAGGGAUGUCAGCUGUGAGAGACACUGUGUGGAGAGGCCAGGAGACGCCUCAGUCUGACCAACAUGGCGGUUUUCUGCUGGUCAGGAUGAACAGAUAGUGCCUAGACACAGCUUCAGAUACAUAUCACCAUUACAUGGCACAUCUAAGACUAGAAAGGAGAAGAGAGGAAGAAGAAAAGGGAGAGAACCCACUGUUGGACUGUUGGAAACAGUGGUCAGGAAUCUCCUCCAGCCUCAGAGUGAAUUUUGCACAUGCCUUUCUCGUUGUUUGUCUACUGAACUUCCACAGCUUUUCUUCCUCAACGCUCAUAUAUGCUGCAACGUGGCCGUCGUCUUCUUACCACCGUUACCACGUAACCCGAAACCGAACACAGACUCUUUUAGAACAAACUAGGAAACAAAUGAAAAUAGACAUUUUUUAUUUUUUAGAUGUGUUCAUGUGUCUUGGGUUUCUUGACUGGGGAAUGUCGUGCAUGGUGAAAUGACCAGUGUGUGACAGACACAGGUAAAGCACUCACUCCCCACUCUUGUCUUUCUGGGUUCUUUCCUCACUACACCCUCCACAGAUACAGUGCCCUGCAAAUCACCUGUUUGAUUGUAGUAUAUGGACAUGUGACACAGAGAGAAGCUCUGUGUCACAUAAGAUGGAGAGCAACAGAAGGAUGUAAAAAAAAAAACAUGUUUUAAAAAAAAAAGAUCAAUUGUGGUUUUGAAAAUAAAAUGAGUCCAACCGAGAUUGUAAUUCAAAGAUUAGCUCUACUUCCAGUCUAAAAUAUUUUUGUAUUUGUUGUUUUUCUAUGUUUGUGUACGCAACACUAUUAUUGCCAUGACGGAAAUGACUGCAAUCACGAUCUUCCUUUGUAUGAAAUAAAGAAGCCCUUUUGUAGA
Molecule: messenger RNA, 2800 nt
Organism: Oncorhynchus keta (chum salmon)
Lineage: Eukaryota; Metazoa; Chordata; Actinopteri; Salmoniformes; Salmonidae
Product: arrestin domain-containing protein 3-like
Exons: 8
Coding region: 477-1760 (427 amino acids)
Biological process (GO): protein transport
Cellular component (GO): cytoplasm
Source: RefSeq, a predicted model, not a curated record